AUGACUUAUAACAACCAAAACCUCUUCACAGACAUGGAUCUGCUCGAUGGUUUCAUCAGUGACGACUUGACUCCUUAUGUCUCAGACUCUGCACCGCCUUUUCCAGAUGUGACCCCCACAUUCAACCAUGCACAGAUCAACCCUGCCAGUCUCACUCCGGGACAUACUCAAUUAUAUCAAUCUGGCAGUCAACCACAGCCGCAACCAACUCCGGCAAAGGUCGGAGGCCGUUUCACAAGAGAAUCAGUUCGAAUUUUAAAAAAUUGGCUUGCCACACAUCAAAAUCAUCCUUAUCCGAGAGAGCCAGAUCGAAAAAUGCUCCAGGAAGAAACAGGACUUACAAAGACUCAGAUAUCCAAUUGGCUAGCCAAUGCACGCCGCAGAGGAAAGAUUCCAUCUAGUGCUUCAUCCCCAGGACACAGCACAAAAGCAAUGGAUAUACCGCCCAGGCCCGGUACACCUGCCGUGAGGAACACAUCAGAAAUGGAUCCGCUCCAAAGAUGGGUUGACUCACCGCCUGAAGAUGAACCUGCUGCCGUGACAGCCAUUGCAAGAGCUGUAGCUUCAGUGAAACCAUCAUCUGGUUCGACGAGUCCAUAUACAAGACUCUCCCGCACACCUUCAGUUAGAAGUGUUGGAACUUCGCGAUCCAGCUCUAUAAGUUCUGUCAACUCUCACACCAGCCAAACUUCAUUUGGUCUUAAUGGCCUCUUCAGUCGAGGCUCUUCUCGUCGCAGAAGACGCGCAUACAAAGAAGAACGAAGAUCUUUGGCAACAACACACAAAGCCUUCCAAUGCACUUUUUGCACAGAAACAUUUCGAGCAAAACACGAUUGGCAACGUCAUGAAAACUCGCUACACCUACCACUCGAGCGAUGGGUCUGUAGUCCCGAAGGACCGCGUGGUCAAAAAGAUGACAGUUCUGAAACGCUAUGUGUUUUUUGUGGACACGUUGAUCCUGACGAUGCUCACAUUGAAAGCCAUAACUACUCAGCAUGCAAGAACCGACCAGUUCAAGAACGCACCUUUAACCGAAAAGACCAUCUAAACCAGCAUCUGAAACUCGUACACAACGCAAAAUUCGCAGAGUGGCCUAUGCGACAAUGGAAAGCACCUCCGCCUCCAAUUCAGUCAAGAUGUGGCUUUUGUAACCUUGUCAUGGAGAAUUGGAGUGAUAGAGUUCAUCAUCUAGCGGACCAUUUCAAAGCCGGAAAGACAAUGGCUGAUUGGAAGGGCGACUGGGGAUUUGAAGCCCAUAUUCUCGAGCUUGUCGAGAACUCGAUACCUCCUUCAUAUUUUAUGCAGAACCAUUUCUACCAGCACGCGCGGAUGCCAACGGGGGACGAAAUGCAACUUGAAGCGUGCAGAAUCCUCUUUGCUUCCGAGUCUUCGACGGGAGGGUUGGUAUGUUGCUCCUGGCUGCGAGAUCUAGUCUUUUCCAGCGCGGAAAUCUCCCAACAAGCACAAUUCGGACCUAUGCGAACCAACGCAGAGAGCCGCCUAUCGUCAAUGGAAAUCAGCGGCAAGAAUAACAUUUUUGAAGGAUGUCCUUUCGAAACACAGCUUCAGGAAUUUGUACAGGCUAAACAGCUCUUAGGGCUGAGUAUUCGGGAUGACGAAUUACGAGAAGAGUGCUGCAUGAUUGUCGGUCGUCUUGAAGAAGUCUCAGCAACACCAUCUGACUUUAUCGCCAACUUUUUUGUAAGAGUUAUUCACUCACCAGGCGAUUGGUUGCUUCCCUUUCGUCAACGAACAGGUAUAGAGUUGAUCGAUCUUUCGCAAUGCCUCAACUUAAAUGCCAUGAUUCAAGAUUACACGCGUUUAGAGCAGGAAUUAGGCUCCUAUCUCAACAUGCAACGCGUUAUAGGGCUUGAACCAACAGAUGAAGAACUUCGUCAUCAAGCAAGAGUUAUAGUUCACGGAACAGAUUCACUUUUGAACCAUACAGCUGCAGAUGACGAUUACUGGCUCGCAGCAUUUCGCCAACGACAUUCCAUCACCACCGACGCCUCGGACACGUGGACCACGCCUUUGCGACCAAAUCCUCACAUCUUGGCAGCUCAAUCUCUAGUCCUCAAAACAAGUACAGCGUUUUUGAACGAUCAUAAUUAUUGGCGGUGGUUUACGCAGGAGUUGAGGAGAUGGGUGGCUGGGAUUAUGUCACCUCAUAAUCCGGCCAGCAGAGUGCCUUCAGAUGAAGAGAUUCAGCAUUAUGCAAGGUGGAUUAGUUAUAACGAUGAUGAUCCGUUUAAUCAGACUAUUGCGGAGAAUAAGGAUUGGUUGGAGGCGUUUAAAAGGGAUGUUGGUAUUGAUAAGAGCAAGCCUAUGGGAUGA
This is a messenger RNA of Fusarium graminearum PH-1, 2334 nucleotides long. RefSeq lists its product as uncharacterized. NCBI's taxonomy places the organism in Eukaryota, Fungi, Ascomycota, Sordariomycetes, Hypocreales, Nectriaceae. The record is from RefSeq and is a predicted model, not a curated record. Bases 1 to 2334 code for a protein of 777 amino acids. The transcript is spliced from 4 exons. Gene Ontology annotation, molecular function: DNA binding. Gene Ontology annotation, biological process: regulation of DNA-templated transcription.